AAAAUAUAUUUUUUUAAUACAUGAUAAAAACAAAAAGUUCAAAAUAUAUAAAUAUUAAAAAAGUAAGAAAUGAAAUUUACUUGGUUAAUAAUUUCUAUAUGUUUCAAACUCAUUAGCUCUCAAUUCAACCUUCAAUUAUCAGACGAUAAAGAUCGAUUUGAAAGGGGUAAAAGUACUUUUGAAAAAUUUACAAACGAUAAAAAGAAAUUUAAAGAGGUUACUUGUUGGGAAGAAGCACUUUUAAAACUUUCAUCAAGUUGCCGAGAUAUGAAUGAUAUUGAACAGAGCUAUCUUGCUCUGCAAUUUUCUAACUGUCAUCUAAAAAAAUCGGGAUUAAAGAUUUAUCCGUGUCAUAUUUCAAAUUUCAAAGAAUGUACUCGUGAAAUGGGAUCCGAUAUUGUUGCUUUUCAAUCAUAUACAGAAUUCUUUACUCAUGUUUCUGAUAUAUGUUUUUAUAUGCAGAGUGCUUUGUGGAGAGAAAAUACUGAAUCGACAAUAAACAAGCUUUCAAAGUCUUCAAUUGAAUCUUUAGAAGUGUUGUCUCAAUCAGUCCUACAGCAACAACAGGUUUUGAUAUCUCAAAAAGAAAGCCUUCAAAAUCAAAAAGAAAUUUUGCAAAAUGAAUUAAUCCUAAAAGAAGUUCUUGUUAAAUCAGCACAAUCUGCUAAGGACGUUUUUGAAGAAGUUCGAGAGCAAGCACAACAGCAAAAAACAAUGUUCUCAGAAACAUUUGACUCUAUAUUUCAAAGUGUUGAGAGACUUACUAAUCUUCAAACAAUCCUUCUUGGAGAAUUUAUUAGUCUUCAAUCUGUUGCCUUUUAUUUAGUCGCAACAGUAGUUUGUUAUUUAUUUACUAGCACCCCUAGGACAUAUUCAGGUCGAUUACCUUUAUUUGUGUUUCUUUCUUUGCUCAUAAUAUGUGAAAGACUAUAUGUAAAAUGGGCAAUCAGUGAAAUUUCAAAGCAAGACAAUAGUGAAAAUAUUCACAAAUGGAUCUGGUUUUUCAGAAAAAUAUUUUUUGUUUUGGGUACAAUUGUUCUUGGAAUUACAGCUGCUCGUUAUAAAGAUUUUGAUAGAAUUAACUACAAUAUUUUACGUGAAUUACAGCAUCAGGUACUAGCUCUUCAUGAAGAACGCAAAAAGUCUGAAAAUAAAAAAGUUUUAACAGAUAGUAUAGCCUUUGAUGAAAAAGUUAACUUGGCUGAAAAAUGCUUGGAAGAAACUUUGCAAGCUUUUCUGACUAGCACUCCUCAUAAAGAAAACCUGGAGUUCAAGAUUUCUAAUUGUAAAGGUCUAACUGAAAUAAAAAAUACAACUCUAUCUCAAAGUUCUCAAAUUUCACAUUCUAGAAGAUCUUGUGUAAAUGAUACUUUAGAUAAAUCAUUAAAUGCCUCUAAAUACAACUUACGAUCUCGAAAACGCAGUGAUUUAAAUCAAUUUGAUAAUUCUCUAAAUACAACUGUGAAAAAAGCGCUUAAAAAAACUAUGCCUAAAAAAAACAAGCCUGCUUUUUUCAGUUCAGAUGAGGAAUCAUAAAUAUAUUAUGGGAAUUGUAAACAUUGAUUUUUUUAUUUGUUUUCUCAAAUUUUAUUCAAUUUUUUUCAAGAUUUAUGUUUCAA
Molecule: messenger RNA, 1619 nt
Organism: Hydra vulgaris (swiftwater hydra)
Lineage: Eukaryota; Metazoa; Cnidaria; Hydrozoa; Anthoathecata; Hydridae
Source: RefSeq, a predicted model, not a curated record